Molecule: messenger RNA, 255 nt
Organism: Trypanosoma grayi
Lineage: Eukaryota; Euglenozoa; Kinetoplastea; Trypanosomatida; Trypanosomatidae
Product: putative phosphatidylinositol-4-phosphate 5-kinase-like
Exons: 1
Coding region: 1-255 (84 amino acids)
Biological process (GO): phosphatidylinositol metabolic process
Molecular function (GO): phosphatidylinositol kinase activity
Source: RefSeq, a predicted model, not a curated record
AUGGACAACAGCUGCAUCUAUGGCUGUGAUGGGGGUUUGCUCUCGCUGCCCAUCUACGCCGCCGGCGACGACACAACGGCGCGAGAGGAUGUGUACUAUCUCGGUAUCGUCGAUGUUCUGCAGGAGUACACACCGACGAAGCGUCUUGAGAACUUUGCAAAAGGGCUUUGGAGCAACCGGCAACAGAUAAGCGUCGUGCCACCCAAGGAAUUCGCGGAGCGUCUUUACAAAGUCAUGGAGAAUAUCACGGUGUGA